Didymodactylos carnosus is the source of this 930-nucleotide messenger RNA. The record is from the annotation of a GenBank genome assembly. NCBI's taxonomy places the organism in Eukaryota, Metazoa, Rotifera, Eurotatoria, Philodinida, Philodinidae.
AUGCAGCAUAUACCACACGCUUUUAUCGGUGAUCAAGCAUUUAUCAAUGGUUUUCAAUUGAAACAGGAGAUACAUUCGAUUCUGAAACAGCAAAAUCUACGAAAUCUCGGCUCAUCCUCAACCGCCGUUGAUCAAGCAAGUAUUUUACUUCAAUACAACGAUCUUCGUGAUCCACCGGAUGAGGAUGUACUGACCAAAAUUGAAACAUAUCGAAAUUCGUUAUCGAAUGAGAUGAGAGAAAACGCAUGUAGAAAUCUGAAUAUUUGGUACUUAUCUUGGAUGCAAAUAUUUGAAAAGAAGUUCGAUCAGACGAUACAAAAUAUCACGAAAGAUCUGUUCGGUAUUGAUAUAACAAACGAAUUUCUAGUAAAACAACAUCGAAAAGGACUCACCAACGUGGCAGUACUUAAAUGGUUGAUACUGUCUCUAGUCGGUGUACCGGUACCUGAGAACUUGGCUCAUAAAAUUCGCCUUGUAAUAGACUUUUAUAAACAAUAUCGUCAUAUGAUCAAUGUUGAAAAUGUAGAGAAAUAUAAAUCAGAUACUAAAAAUGGUGAAAAAGUUUCUGAGGACUGUGAUGUAGUUAUUGGGUUUGAACUAAAGUUCUGGCCUCGUGUAGCUCUAAAUCGACUAGCAUAUUUGAAACGACAUAAUAAACGCGUGUAUAAUAUUGUCAAAAAUUCACCAGUUUAUAUCAUACCAAAAUCGUCAGAAAGAAACGUUUCAAGAUACGAGGCUAGCUUUGAUUUCCGCUUUUCAUUUUCAGCAGCUGAAGAAAAGUUAGCACAAUCACGAUCAAAAAUUGAGAAUAAACUAAAUGAAGUAGCACGUAAAGUUUACUAUUUAUAUUUACGGCAAAAUGAAAGCAAGCAUGAUCACUAUAUUCGGUCGUAUUUCAUUAAAACAUGUGUUCUAUGGUUAUGUGCAUGA